Strongylus vulgaris is the source of this 264-nucleotide messenger RNA. NCBI's taxonomy places the organism in Eukaryota, Metazoa, Nematoda, Chromadorea, Rhabditida, Strongylidae. The record is from the annotation of a GenBank genome assembly.
AUGGCGCUGAAGAAGUACAGAGAGACUGAACAAAGCAUUGAAGAGGCUAAACAGCUGUAUUCACCAGACUACUUCAAAACGAAAAAGUUCACAGCGCCAGAAAUCCCAUCAUGGAAACGUGAACUACUAGCAAAACGCUUUUCCAGUGAAGCAAUAACAAACUUCGAAGAGAAAGCUUGGAGGAAUUUUUUGGAAUGGAAAAAGCGGAAUGCUCCUUCAAUCAAUCUCCUUCCACCAGAACCAUAUGCUCGUCAGUGGUCGUGA